AUGCUCGGGGCAGGGGCAGAAGCCUCGCAGUUCUCAGUGCCAUCGACAGCAUCCCCAGUGAGCACACUACAGACAUCCCCCCAGCCCCUUCCGAAAUUCCCAGUUCAGCUCACUGCCUUAGGCAAGAGAGGCAGAGGCACUGCGCAGAUCCCUGCGUUCGUCUCGCGCUCCACAACACUACCCAUCUCGCCAAAGGCAGCUUCCCAGGCCUCUGUUGCCCAAGCGCAUGCACAAGGGCUGCAGCAGCAGCAGCCUAGAUCGGCUUCGGAUUUUUUAAGGGCGCGAGCGGACCGCAGCAGUCGUCUGUUUUCGCAGUACCAGGGGGGAGGCCAGCGGCCUCGCAUUUUGUGCACUGGGCUUGGCGUUGUCAGCGCUGCUGGAAUCGGCGUAGAGCGCUUCUGGGAGAACCUGCUGAAAGGACAAAACAACGCUGCCACUGUCUCUGCUUUUGAUCCCAAGGAUAUGGCUUGCACAGUGGCGUACGAGAUUCCUUCCGAGGCAUUCGAUCCCAAACAGUACUUCCGAGAGCCGAAGGAUGCAAAGCGCAACGACAGAUACACGCACUUUGCAGUCGCCGCCAGCAAGCUGGCCCUCCAGGACGCAGGGCUGGACUCUAUGGAGGAUCUCGACAUGAACCGAUUCGGCGUCAUCAUCGGAUCUGGCAUUGGGGGCUUGGGGUUUAUGGAGCAACAAAACAAGGUCCUCCUAAACUCGGGCCCGCGUCGAGUGUCUCCCUACUUGAUCCCCGCUAUGAUUGCAAACACAGCCCCCGCACAAGUCGCCAUCGAGAUCGGAGCUAAAGGACCCAAUCACGGCGCUGUCUCGGCUUGUGCCACUUCGGGGCACGCCAUAGGCACCGCCAUGCGACUCCUCGAGGCUGGCGACGCCGAUAUCGUCCUGUGCGGCGGAGCUGAAGCCUCCAUUACCCCUCUUUCCUUUGCUGGAUUUAACGCUCUUAAAGCUCUUGCCCUUGGCUUCAACGACCGACCCAAAGAAGCCUGCAGGCCGUUCGACAAAGACAGAGCAGGAUUCGUGAUGGGAGAAGGCGCAGGGGUAAUCGUUCUUGAAACUGAGGAGCAUGCAGUACGACGAGGUGCGACGCAAGUGUAUGGACAGCUCGCGGGCUAUGGCGCCACCUGCGAUGCCCACCACAUGACGGCGCCUUCCCCAGAGGGAGAGGGCCUCGCUCGCUGUAUGAACCUGGCUCUUCGGAACGCCGGCGUUGCUCCAGAGGACGUCGGAUACAUCAAUGCUCACGGCACCUCGACGCAUUAUAACGAUAAAUUUGAGACCAAAGCCAUUAAGAAGGUCUUUGGCCCGCAUGCAACAAAGCUGCUGAUAUCUUCGACUAAGCCAAUGACUGGGCACUGUCUGGGAGGUACUGCGGGGAUCGAGACAGUUGUAGCGGCCAAGGUGCUGCAGACAGGCGAUGUUCCCCCGACCUUGAACUACCGCACCCCUGAUCCUGAAUGCGACCUGAACUAUGUGCCCAACCAGGCGGUGCAUGUUAGCGAGCCAAUGAAGGCCGUACUCACGGACACCCUGGGCUUUGGCGGCCACAACGCCGCGCUGGUGUUGACUCCUUAUAGGAAAGCUUAA
Molecule: messenger RNA, 1599 nt
Organism: Cyclospora cayetanensis
Lineage: Eukaryota; Apicomplexa; Conoidasida; Eucoccidiorida; Eimeriidae
Product: 3-oxoacyl-[acyl-carrier-protein] synthase 2
Exons: 11
Coding region: 1-1599 (532 amino acids)
Biological process (GO): fatty acid biosynthetic process
Molecular function (GO): 3-oxoacyl-[acyl-carrier-protein] synthase activity
Source: RefSeq, a predicted model, not a curated record